Molecule: messenger RNA, 1437 nt
Organism: Hyposmocoma kahamanoa
Lineage: Eukaryota; Metazoa; Arthropoda; Insecta; Lepidoptera; Cosmopterigidae
Product: EARP and GARP complex-interacting protein 1
Exons: 9
Coding region: 215-1342 (375 amino acids)
Biological process (GO): protein ubiquitination
Molecular function (GO): protein binding
Source: RefSeq, a predicted model, not a curated record
UAAUGUAUUGUUUGCUUUUAGUGUUGGUGUCAGUUUGAUUUGUAAUUUAAAGACAAUUUCUAAAUAAAUAAACGAUAGUCAAACAUAUGACUUGGCCGUCAGAUACAAUAAGCAAUACUCUGCAAUAUCAGUAAAUAUUAAAUACUGUGACAUAAUUUAUUAUAGAUGUUUAUAUCGAAAACAAGUAAUAUUUUCUGCGAACUUUUUAAGCAUAAUGGAGGAAGGAAAUUCAAUUAUAUAUGGUUUAGAACAUCAGACAAGAGCAUUGUCUCCGCAAUAUGGUGAAAGUGAAGCUAUCCGAUUUUUAAUUGGAACUCAAAGUUUGAAACCACAGUCGAAUCAAGUACACGUUGUGGAGCUUGAGGAAGAUACUGGUGCUCUACACACUAAGGUAUUCAAACACGAGAUCGGAGAGAUAUGGCACCUGCGCUGCUCUCCCCAUGAUGCUGCAACACUAAUGACAGUACACAACGCGUAUGACCCAAACACGGCGCAGUGCACUAUGGGGGUGUCUAUUUUUAAGUUACCUACAUUGGAGGUGAUACCUAAGGAUCUGGAUGACCUGAGUGCAAUUCAAGGCAGGAAUCCUGAGGAUAUGGAGCUCUUGAAAACAGUAUCACCUCUGAAAUCGGACGAGGAAAUCCGUUGCGCAGAAUGGCAUCCAACAGACUCUAAUCGCAUCGGUGUUGUAUACGACAACAAUAUGUCGGUACACGACCUUACGACUGGUGACAGUGUCGUCUCAGUGGCCCCAGAGAGACGCGCCCGGCUCAAGUUCACAGGGGGCAAAUGGAAUCCGCACCAAGGACAUUGCCAGUUCGCACUACUCCAAGAUACACACAUAAAAUGCUACGACACUCGUACAGACUGCACUAAGCCGUCGUGGUGCAUCGAUAGUGCACACCGACAACUCGCCAGGGACCUCGACUUCAAUCCUAACAGACAGUUCCAUUUAGCCAGCGCAGGCGACGACGCGGCACUUAAUAUCUGGGAUUACAGAAACGGCAAGGAGCCUAUCUUUAGCAGGACAGAUCAUUCACAUUGGGUGUGGACAGUGCGUUACAACUCGUACCACGAGCAGCUUCUACUGACGGGCAGUUCUGACGCGCGGGCACUGCUCACAGCUGCGGCCAGUGUGUGCAGCCACCUCGAUGACGAGGGCGCGCGACUUAGCAAAGUCCUUGAAGAUGGUGUCCUCCAAUCGUACGAGCAACACGAAGACUCUGUGUACUGCGCUGAGUGGAGCGCCGCGGAGCCCUGGACCUUCGCCUCGCUCAGUUACGACGCCCGACUUGUCCUGUCCCGUGUGCCGAGACAUUUUAAAUACAAAAUACUGCUAUAGUCAACUACAUUGACACAAUUGGCUUGUUUCUAGUUGUACAAACAGCAAACAGAAAAGACCAUUCACCCUGGCAUUGUAUUAAAUAGUUAUAUAUU